AUGACUCAUCCUGCUGCCCUGGAUCUGAUCUCUCUGGAGACCUUCCAUGAUGGCCUUGUUGUUCUCUGCGAGGGAGCGCUCCCAGACCACCACCUUCUGAACGCCGGUUUCCUUGUAGACCUUCAGCGCGUUUGGGAGGCCUCCUUGACCCUGCUUGACGCUGAAGGCUCUGUGGUCCCGGUCAAUUUUGAUGUAUCUGAAGGUCCAAUGAUCCCCAGAAAUACAUACCGGUCAAAAAUCCUAGCAUUUUUUGAAUCACUUAAAGCAAUACAAAUGCCACGUAUCGAAGAACCUGCUGCUCUGGCUUCGGCCACCCCUCCUCCUCCUCCUCCUCCUCCUCCUCCUGCUGCUGCUGCUGUUGCUGCGGCUCCGGCUCCGGCCCCCGCUUCCAAGAAGCGGGAAAGAUGCGGGGAGUGUGGAAAUUUCCACAAAGGGGAUUGCUGCGGGCGUCGCCAUAUUGGCGACUGCCCCCCCGCCCCGGCCGCUUCGGCGGUUUCGCCACCAGUUACGGUGGUUUAUAAUGUGUACGACGGGGUGGUGAAUUCCUUCUGUCCGCCUCCUACUACCUCCUUGUUGGAAUUCCUCGCUCUUAUCGACCAGCUAAAGCGCCGCACCCUCAUCAUCAAAGUGAUGCUGCACCCCGAACACAACAUAGCCGCGCGGAAAUUCGAUUCGCUUAUCACUUUGGAGCUGGAUUCGAUGGGCGUGUUGGAAGAGGUCGAUCCCCUUGGAUCGGCAUCCACGAAGUCAAUGGGUCGGACACGAUACUACGUUCGCUAG
Aspergillus udagawae is the source of this 780-nucleotide messenger RNA. RefSeq lists its product as uncharacterized. The record is from RefSeq and is a predicted model, not a curated record. The transcript is spliced from 5 exons. The coding region runs from base 1 to 780 and encodes 259 amino acids. NCBI's taxonomy places the organism in Eukaryota, Fungi, Ascomycota, Eurotiomycetes, Eurotiales, Aspergillaceae.